UUGGCAGACGACGUCGCACGGCUGCGCGGUUACAUGGGGCUGCAGCCGAUGCCCGUGUUUUAGGGUAAAGCAAAGAGUAAGGUUUUAUUAGUAACACACGCCAGAAAGGCGCGUUUAUUCCGCUCUAGAAAAAUCGACGACGACAAGCUUAUCACCGUGCUUGCUGUGUCUACUGUGAAAGUGCCUUCGCGACCGAGUGGAUUGAAGUGCUGUGCGGAUCGCGGUGUGGAUUUCGGCUAACGGAUUGCUGCGAAGUCGGCUUCUUCGCCACGCACAGAUCGCCCUCCGUCGUCUGCUACUGGCGGUCGUUGUUGUGGUUUCGGUUUUGGUCCUGUCAUCUGCUCCGGCAAAACAGCCAUUCGUCGGCGCUUGUGGGGUUUUUAAUUUUCGCCACCAAGGGAAGCGAUCGAAGUUGAGAUUCGGGAAUUGUGAGUCAGGCCUUCCGACUGCCAACCCAAAUUUGCCUCCGUCUGCGUGAGUUUCCUUCUCGGUGGAGAGAAAGGAGUCUUCAUCAUCCGUCGUCUUCGUCGUCCAUGGGAGCGGAGCAGCCCUAGGAAUUGUCGUCUGCUUUUCGAGAACGGAGUGCCGCAGUCAUCACGUCGCUGACUCGCCGCGUUAGGCCUAACAUCGCCCGACACGACACCGCCACUGCCACCGGGUGAUCGGAUGCGAAACGGCAGCGACACGAUGUCGAAACACCACGGGAACGCAUCGGACCCGCUGACAUCCACCGUGGCCGAGUAAAAGAGGGGCUUGGACCACUUCGUCCGUCCCUCUAUAUAGUCGUGACUGCGACAUCUCGCCCUCAAAGAACUGCGACCGGUACUCGUUGGAUUGACCGGUCCUUCGAGAAGAGCGCUCGCGGCGACUGCUCAGUGUCACCAGCGCCCUCUGCGCACCCACAGUGCGCACAGCGCCGCCUGGUGUCAUCUAAGUGGCUGACUACAGGACGCCGUGAAUGAGUUUUCCCUGAGCGUUCGGGCUACUCUGCAAAGACGCACUCCGCUACUACUCCAGCCAUGGGGAGGAAAAAAAUACAGAUAUCUAGGAUCACAGACGAGAGGAACCGGCAGGUGACGUUUACGAAGCGCAAGUUUGGCCUGAUGAAGAAGGCCUAUGAGCUGAGCGUGCUCUGUGACUGCGAGAUCGCCCUGAUCAUCUUCAACAGCACCAACAAGCUGUUCCAGUAUGCCAGCACCGACAUGGACAAAGUGCUUCUCAAGUACACCGAGUACAACGAGCCCCACGAGAGCCGCACCAACAGCGACAUCGUCGAGAAACUGCGCCACCAACGUCUGGAUGGCGGCAGUCAGGCCCUGAGCAAGAAGGAGCACAAGAACUCGACCAAUGGAUGCGAUAGCCCCGAGCCGGACCCGGACCAGUACUCACUGACGCCUCGGUCAGAAGCCAAGUACAGCAAGAUCAAUGAGGAGUUUGAGCUGAUGAUGCAGCGCAGCGCACAGCUCAAUGGCUCAAGGGGCCAGCCGUCCUUGAGUCAGGGCAUGAGCUCAAUGUCUGGCUACUCGUCGCAGGAGGGACUCAUGCAGCCGUCUCCGCAGAUGUCUCACCCCAGUGUCAGCCCACGGCCUAGUUCUUCAGGUGGGGCGCUCCUAGACAUGAACGGAGUGACUUCGAACGGCUACCACCGGCCGGCAUCUCCCUCCAGCCUGGCCGGCUGCAGCUCCCCGGUGACGAAAGGAGGUGCCAAGGGGGCGUCGCCCAGCAGGUCGAACCUCAGGGUGGUCAUCCCGGGCUCGCCUUCGCCCACGAGCCAGCUGGGCCUCUCGGUGCUGUUCCCGUUCCAGCACGACCCGUCGCACCUGUUCCUACAGCAGUCGAUGGUGCGGACGUCCAACGCCUCCCUCACGACCCCCGUGGUGUCGGUCACAGCACCCGGGAUGUCUGCCAUGGCCGCCUAUCCGUCCUCCCUGGCCGCUGGCUUCCCCCCGAACGACUUCCCCCUCAACCCUGAGCUGGGCCUGUCUGGCUUCAACUCGCCGGGGUUGAUGCACAGCUGGUCGACACAGGGGCCCCUGGCCACAGCAGUGCCUUCGGGGGCACUCCAGUCGCACUCCAGUGGCAGCCCAGGUGUCCUGGGCUCUCACCUGUCCCUAGGAAGCGCCACGCCCCCCCAGGCCUCCUCCCCGCUCCCCAUCCGGAUCAAGAGCGAGCCCAUCUCCCCGCCGCGGGGAGACUCCUCCCUCCACGGGGGCGGAGCCUCGUCGGGGGGCCGCCCACCGUCGGCCCACCUCUCGCCCCCCGGACAGCCCCCCCUGACUCCCUCGACGUCUUCCUCGCCGGACCCCUCGGGCGACUACGACGGCGCCAAGCGCCCCCGGCUCUCCGCCGACGGUUGGCCGACGUAAGGCCGGCCCCUGGCCGACGGAAGGCCGACCUCCAACUCGGCUGUGGUGCCCCGCCUCCCCGUUUUGUCAACCUCCCUUUCUCCGAGGAGAGAGAAAGAAAAAAUACGACACCGAGUGUGCCGCGCGUGCGUUUUCCGUGGGGGUCGUUCUCCUCUCCGUGCGUGUGUCAUUGCGUGUUUGUGUAUCUUGACUCUUUUUUUGUUUCCUUUCACCACCACCCGCUCCUGCAAACAGUUCUCCUCGUUUCCGACUCUCGUCGCCGUCUUCUCUCUCGCCAUCCGACGCCGGCGUACCUCGUCCAAAUGGUUGGGGCCGUCGCAACUUCGAUGCCGGCCACCCGCUUCGGCGAUUUGUUUCUUGCGCGGAGCGGCGACUGGCGCUGCCGUACUUUACACGGCAAGGGCACCCGUAAACUAUCGCGGGAAAGAGUCCGUAAAAAUGUGCCCGCGUUUUUCACGGAAAGGCUCCCGUAAGUGGAGUGCGUUCAUGUACAGUCAUAGCGCUUUGGUUUCCUCCCACUUUGCAUUCGCUUUUGCCCCCUUUCCCCUCAAGGAGAAAGGGGGGUGUUCGAAGAAAGGUCAGAGAGGUCACAGCUCCCGCGAUGAAUGCCACCUUUGGGACGUUGCAGAAACGUUUUCACCGUAGCGUCGCCGCGGCUGUAAAUAUGAUGAAGUAGAUGGCAGCACUCGUCCCCCUCACUUCGACUAAACGGCGAUAGUGGACGGCUGCACAACGCAGGCAGCGGCCUCGGGGAAAGAGGGUAGCGGAGGAAAGGACUUCGAAAGGAGUCGGCGAGGGCGUUUUCUUUGGUCUCCAGACGAGACGCAGCGGACAGGACGAAACAAAAGCGUCGACAACAAUCGUUGCGCAGCUUCCUGUGCGAUUUUCUUGCCCCUCUGCCUUCAGCUCGUCGGGCCCUUCCCGGACAUUUUUUUCUCGGGAGCAGAUACGUCGUCGAUUUCUGUCGAAACGACACGUGGCGAGAGGUGGACGUGGUUCCGAGCUGCCGCACGUAGAGACUCCGCCGGCGUUCAGUCGCGCCGAGGAGUGUAGUCUUAAAACACUCGAGACGGGGGGAAAAAAAAAAAGAAGCCGUGUAGAGCGAGACGCGUAGCGAGCACGUGUGUUAUCCCGCCUCCUCCCCCCCCCCCUCCCCGAAAACGUGGGAAAGCCUUCGCCACUACCAGCCAGCUGACCAAGACGGCGGGAAACAUUUGUAGGGAAGAGCGCAGCACGUCGUGAAUUUUCUGGCAUACCAAAGUUAGUUGUUGUUGUUGUUGUUGUUGUUGCAGGAAGAGCCACACCUCGUUCCUCUCCCGGACCCGGCCUCCCCCUCCCCCAGUUUCCGCACCCCCGACCGAUCGGGGGAGCUUUGUCGGAGGAAAUUGGGGAGGGGGUGGGGCGGGAGGGGAGGGGGGAGCCGCACCACGUGGCACAAACCCCAGCCGGCUUUCUAGGGCGCGCAGAGCAAAAGAGAAGCAGUUGAGACGACACGCCAUAUUUUUGGUAAUUCCGCUAGCCGUAAAGCACUUACACCGCGAGCCUUGUUCUCCUCUCUUACCUCCCGUUUCCUUCUUUCCCUUUCACGCCGCCCUCCUCCUCCCCCCUUCCCCCCCCCCCCCAUCCCCACUUUGCAAAAAAUGCACGUGUCGUGUGUGUUUUAAAAAAAAAACAAAGUGCAUGUGUUUCUAGUGAUUGUAGUGCUCGUGUGCCUUUUUGACCGCAGAUACACAACAUGCGGCGUCGAGAAAGAUACGAUACCAAGAGGAGAAGGGGAAAGGAGAAAAGAAAAAAGCGCAUAUUUCCCGCUGCGGCGUCGCCGCCAGCGCGCACCACUGGCGAUCAUGCGUCGAGGUCUCAGUACUAUUAUUAUUAUAAUUAUUAUUAUUAUUAUUAUUAUUAUUAUUAUUAUACACGCUGCAUAUAAAUAUAUAUACACAUAUAUAUAUUUCAUACUUGAAAGCACAUGCUCAUCCCUGUUUUUCUUCCUCGCCCCUCUUCCCUGCACGUCCUGAAAGAGCCGACAAUUUUUUUUACGAGUGUCCGGUUGACCUGUCGACGUUUUCGGACGACAGCCAGCGCCUCUCAGCUGAAGGCGGGAGAUGGCGUGAGAGAGGCCACUUGAAAUUCGUUUCAACAGGCUCGCAUUUGUCUUUUUCCCCCGCGCGUCGUCAUAGUCGUCUGUGUUUUCCGUUGCGUGUCUUCCUCUCGCGGAAUAUGGACUUUUGCGUUUCUCGCCGUUCCGGUUUUCGUUCUGCCCGCAAGCCCCUGCUGCUUGCCGACGAACGAAGAUGCAGAAACGUCAGUUGCCGCGUUUCUAUUGGGUCGCAGAGCGUUUCAUUCUUCUUCCGCCUUGCAUCUUUCACUCUGGACGUCGAAAUCGUUGGGAGAAAAGGACAAACGACGCAGGUUUCGUCGCAAUCUUGUCGACGACUUUUUGAUUGGCAUUCUUUCGACGACAGCCGACAAUGUUUCGCGGACGAUCGUGUCGGGGCACAGCUUUUAAAGAAAAGAAGCGCGAUACACACACAUGCAAAGAACACAUCCUCACUUCCACACGCCAUCAAGCGACGACGAUGCCUUAACGAGAGAGUUGAAAGAAAGAUGACAAUGUAGACACUGUACGAAAAGAGAAAAAAAAAGAAAAAAAAAAAAGAUCCCACAUUGUUUGUUGUAGUUGUUAAAGUCGAACUGUUCAGAGGAACCAAGCCACACCGUAGAGUUGUAGACAGUAGAUUUUUUUCCUUGGACUGUUGUUUGCUUUUCCCGCCUUACGAAACGUUGAAACAUCUAUGUUGCGGACAUCUGCGACGACCGAAGCGAAACAGCGGCACAUUUCUGCGAGGCCUACGAAAAAGACACUUCAAAACAAAUUCUCCUUCUUUAUUUUUGUUUAUAGGAUUAGAAAUUCGAAGGAAAAAAAGGCAAAAUAAGCCGUCGAAGUUACGGAGGGACUUUUUCCGCGACUCUUUUAUUUAUUAUGUCUUUUUAACAAAAAAAAAAGGCGUAGACUUUUUAUAGGAAUGCACACGGCGUCGAAGAGGCUGGCAUGAUUGUCGUGUUCACGAGUAAUUUCGUUUUUUGUCUGGCGAGCUUUUUUCCCCCUAUCUUGUCAUGGAAGAGUUUUUAAAGCGUGUUUGUUGCAAUCUGCCACCAGGGCAGGAAGUCUGGAACGCGCAGCAGUUUGUGUGAAUAUUUCCUUGCCCGAGUUUUGUAAUCUAUUGAGAUGAGUUUAAUAUAUUGCAGUGCAAGUUUUUUUUCCUCCUUUCUUUUGGUUGUCUAUAAUGUGUUUUCUAUUUUUUGUUUCCUUCCAACACCCAUUGUAAUUUUUUUUUUCCCCAUUCUUCUGAUAUUAUAUUUCGUCUUCUGUUGUUUCUUUUUUAGUGUAAAGAUACAUCCCUUCAUGCCCCUCGUUCCCCCUUCACAUAUAAUAUAUUACAUUUUUUAAGUGUGUAUAAUAAAUGCAAAAAAAUGACUCUAUGAAUGUUACGCAUAUUAUAUAUAUACAUAUGUUUAAAGCAACAAAAAGGGGGCGAAGAGACGCGCGAUAGCGUGGGGGGUUUUGCAAGGCCCCGCCUUCGCCGAAGAGGAAUUUUUGAACGUGCAAAACGCUGUGCCAUGCAGACAUAGAGGCGUUGCUGAAUUCGUUCUCGCAUAGCAGUAUUGAGAGUUUGUUUCCGCUUAAUAUUGUGCUUUUCUCUGUUUCAGUUUUUUGUGUGUGUGUGCCAAAGUUUCUUCAAUAUUUUUUUUUUUCUUUGCGAAAAGAAGGAUGCAUUGCGCAGAGACUUUGCUUUUCCCUUUUGACCUCUUUCAUCUCGUUCGUCGAAGGACUUUCGGUCGCCGAGAAAGCCGUUUUUGCACGGCGGAAGUUCACGGAAACGACUUUUUCCCUUUUAUUUCUUUCCCGCCCCCUUAGCUUUUUGCGAAUGAUGCUGGUCAUCACCUUACCGUCUGCCCUUUUAAAGUCGGAAGGUGCGCCGAACACGGGACAAACAUGUCGUAGUCCAAGAGCCCUUAAAAAGAAAAGAUCCGUGCAUGUGCAAUACGGUUGUACACUGUAGCAGAAUCAAAACCGAACCCUGGGAAGCCAGAAAAACUAUACAGGGCUGUUCUUCUUGCCAAUCAAAAGACCCCUCCAACGUGCAAUAGCUGCGUGCAUACUUCGGGGAAAAACGCUACUUACAAAUCUUUCGGCGAGAAACGUGAACUUGUAAUGUGCGCUUGUACUUGAAGGAGGCCGUGCUUCUUGGAAGACUGCGGGUUUGAUUGGUCGUACGACGAGCCUCUACGAUCGGCCCCAGCUUGAGUUUAAGAAACCGGGAACCGGAUUUCUGAAAUUAGUUUUCCACAACGGCCGAGGUUACAAGUGUUCUCUGCGAUGACGCGGCAGUCACUAUCACGCGCGUGGCUACGAAAGGAACGUUGCCGUCUUUUGGGGAGAGAAACUCAUGCCAGCCUCUUCCCCUCGAGAAUGUUUUUUGUGACACCUCGUUCUCUGUUUUUCUUUUUUUUUUUACCCCCUUCUUUCCCCACAGAGGCCAGAUCGCGCACACUGUGUUGGUUGUUACAUAGAUUGCUCUCAGUGUGUCUGUUUGACUGAUGGACAGACCAACACCCAACAAAAGAAGUAAGAAAGAGAAAAAAAGAUUACACUUCACACGAAGCAGAUCGUUGUGUACUAUUUUUAUCUGCCUGUGAAAAAAAAAAAAAAAAACGAGAAGAAAUAAAUGCGGUUCAUUCAUGGCA
Ixodes scapularis (black-legged tick) is the source of this 7112-nucleotide messenger RNA. RefSeq names its product myocyte-specific enhancer factor 2. The transcript has 11 exons. Gene Ontology annotation, molecular function: RNA polymerase II cis-regulatory region sequence-specific DNA binding; protein dimerization activity; DNA-binding transcription factor activity, RNA polymerase II-specific. Lineage: Eukaryota; Metazoa; Arthropoda; Arachnida; Ixodida; Ixodidae. The coding region runs from base 1020 to 2366 and encodes 448 amino acids. The record is from RefSeq and is a predicted model, not a curated record. Gene Ontology annotation, biological process: positive regulation of transcription by RNA polymerase II.